Botrytis fragariae is the source of this 1164-nucleotide messenger RNA. RefSeq lists its product as uncharacterized. The record is from RefSeq and is a predicted model, not a curated record. The coding region runs from base 1 to 1164 and encodes 387 amino acids. The transcript is spliced from 2 exons. NCBI's taxonomy places the organism in Eukaryota, Fungi, Ascomycota, Leotiomycetes, Helotiales, Sclerotiniaceae. Gene Ontology annotation, cellular component: nucleus. Gene Ontology annotation, biological process: regulation of cell cycle.
AUGGCCGACACCGGAAAGAAAGCCGGCGAUGACUUGGCUCUUUUAAAGUCUACCGUCGAAAACAUCAAAAAUUUGAUUUUACAACUACAAGCUUCAGCAAAAGGUCCAGAAGAUGUGAAGGAGGGGUCAUCGUCUGAAAAGAAAGAGCAACCCAAGCACGCCGAUGUUAAUGCCAUCGACCUUGCCCAUGAUUCUGCGAGCUUAAUCAAAGCACACUCGACGAAGUUGUCUCUUUUAAUUAUCAAUAAGCCUUUUACGCCUUCCGCAAUCAGUAAAGUCUUGCGAGAACUUGUGUCGGGACCUUUACCAGGCCUGGCAUCUGCCGUCGAAAUCUGCCAUGCUGCGAAAUACACCAAGGCUAUGAGUGAAGAGCUGCAAUGGAGAGUAAACAAGGUCUUGACGGAGUUAUCGACUCUGGUCAAAGCAAUUCCAUUAGAUGGAAACAUUCUGAGUGACGACAAGAAGAAUGGAACGGGAAAAUCAAGUGGGAAGGGUAGUUUGGCUUCGACAGGUGUUGUAUGGGAUGCCUGUGAUUCUGUCAUGGGUUUAAAGACUCUGGGUGUAGCAGGAUUGGCUAUGAAGAAAGCUGUAGAAUAUCGAGAUUUGGUAAAAGAUGCGCUCGAAGAACUGCAAGCAUGGGCGGAGGAAGAAUCAGAUGACGAGGAUGAGGAUGAGAACAGUGGCGAUGAAGACGAUGGAAGCAAAGACCCUCAAGAUAUCGUAGAUGAUCUCUUUGGAUCGCAACCACACAUACCCAAGGACGACCCGGAAAAGAUUCGCGAAAAGCUCGAGUCGUCGACCAAAAGAUUGAGGCUCAUAAUUUUGAUGUAUCAAGCGGUCGAGAAGAGAAGGUUCAAGACACUUCCCUAUCUGCCACAUCCUGAGUUACCUACACAACUGAAGGAGAAAUCCUCCGAGGAUCCAGGCAUUGUGGAGUGUUUAGAUGAGGUACUUGUAAGAAUGAAGAAGAUCACAAACCUCACGGAUGAUCUAGCAAGUGCAUUCUAUGACUUAGAUAGUUCUGCGAUUGACAAGCUCAUGGAUGAGACUUGGUUCACUGGUUUUGCUACAGUUGAGUUGUUGAUCAAAGACUGGGAGGGGCAGAAAGAUGAUUUCACUACUUGGGCAUACAAAUUCCAGCUGGCUAUGAAAAAGGGCUGGUAA